UCCGGUUCAAUCCUCAAUUUCACCCUAAAACCAGAGUUUUUGUAUUCCUCUUGCUUUAUUUCCCUGUGAAAAUAAAAUCCAAAUUGAAAAGAAAAAAAGACUUGAAAGAAAGAUUUGAUUUCUGCAGUAAAACGCAGAGAAGAGAGGUUACUGUACCUUUGAAACGACACUGGAAAAGAGAAAGUUCAGUUUUAAAUUUAUUUGUGGGUUAUGUUUUUUCUCAAUUUCAAACUUAACAUUCACAAAAGAAAUCCCAACUAGCCGGUGCUCCGGAAACAGCUGAGAAUCCGAUGGACUCCUUGGGUCCGAAUCGAUUUGACAUCUUCGAAAUUUAUCGGCGAUCCUGUGAACUUAGAACAGGAUUUGGAUAUGUUUGUGGUGAAGAAGGCUACCGACAAGAUGAGGAGUCGCAAAGAGCCAAGUUCUCGAGGGAUCCAUUGAAUCAGCUCUUAAAGAUGGUAGAGGCAAGGAUGCAGACAAGGAAUGCAGUCUUUGACGAACUUCUCAAGCUCAUGUUACAGCUGGACUUGAUGGUAGACUUUUCUCAGUUCUCACGCUUCUAUGAUUUUGUUUUCUUCAUAUGCCAAGAGAACGGUCAAAAGAAUAUUACGGUAAGCAGGGCAAUUGCUGCUUGGAGAUUAGUCUUGACUGGCAGGUUCCGUUUGCUUAACCAAUGGUACGACUUCGUUGAGAAAAAUCAGCGGCACAAUAUUUCUGAGGAUACCUGGCAGCAAGUUUUAGCUUUCAAUCGGUGUGUACAUGAAAAUCUAGAAGGGUAUGAUCCUGAAGGUGCUUGGCCUGUUUUAAUUGAUGACUUCGUUGAGCAUAUGUACAGAAUUUCAGGGCCGAAUAAAGAUAGAAAUGUUUUCUGUAGCGGUGGUGAUCUGGAGUCCCAGUCAUGUGCAAUUGAUGAAACUUUGCCCGGAUUAAAAAUAGUUCCCGGGUUAGAUAAAAUGGAGUCCUUGGAACCAUUCUUGUCGAACUCUUCAAACCUUAAUUGCACAUUGAAUUCCAAGAGAAAUAGGUUGAUCUCUAGCCCAUCUGUUAACAACAGGUUAGAUAAUCUUCCCCCGAAUUCAUCUGAUAACUGCAUGGAAAUCGUUAAACACAGUAAUCCGAUAGGCUGUUGCGAGUCUCCUUGUGCAGUCCUGUCUAAGGGUUUUGCAGGGCUGUUAUGGAGUUGCUCGAAUACACAGUUUGAUCAGGAAAGAAGAGUUUCGUAUACAUAGAUGCUCCGGCUCGAGGUAAAACCAUAGAAAAAGGGAACAUGUAUCCUUUGCAAGUCUAUGAACUAGAUAUGUUGAUGGGGGAGUGUGGCAAUAUCUUGGGAUGAUUUCCUUGGUUCGUAUUUGGAUGUUUGAGGGGUGCUUGCUAAUCAUUUGUUUUGUGA
Molecule: messenger RNA, 1390 nt
Organism: Hibiscus syriacus
Lineage: Eukaryota; Viridiplantae; Streptophyta; Magnoliopsida; Malvales; Malvaceae
Product: DCN1-like protein 3
Exons: 9
Coding region: 291-1229 (312 amino acids)
Biological process (GO): positive regulation of ubiquitin-protein transferase activity; protein neddylation
Cellular component (GO): ubiquitin ligase complex
Molecular function (GO): ubiquitin-like protein binding; ubiquitin conjugating enzyme binding; cullin family protein binding
Source: RefSeq, a predicted model, not a curated record